AAAAUUUAGCAAAAUAUAGAACAAGAAAUGAAAAUAUUUAGUGCUAGCGUUGUUGAAACGAAACUUUUCUCAUGCGUGUGUUUAGGGAAUCAACAGUGCGUUCUCCAAUAGUCAAAUCCAAUAAAAAAAACUUUUAGCGCUUUCUCUUGUAUUUAACUUUUGGUUAUUUAGGAAUAAUUAAGCUUGUAUUUAAAUUGUUGAAUAAACAAAUUUCAGUUUUUGAAAUGACUAUCACAGUGAACAAGAUAAUCAAUUCUAGCCCUUUUAAUAAAUUCACAAAUCAGAAUAAACACAAGUCUCUUAUCUCACAAGCCAUUUGCUUAUUACUUCUUUUAAUUAUUCAAGAUUCAUCAAUUUAGUAUUACUAUCACUACAUUAAAUGUAUACAACGUAAGUUAGAAGAGUCCAAGAUGUCACAAAAAUCACAAUCGAUUUCUCUAAAUUUAAUGUGGUUGCGCAAUGAGUUGCCAAUUGCAUUUCGCCAAUGCAAAAAGAGAAACUUGUGCAAAAAAUAUGAUGUUACUCAAGCGUGCAAUCAAAAUUAAACCUGAUAAUCGAAUUUGUCAUCACCGGAAGAAUAGCCUAAUAUAGUGAAUAUACUUUUAUUUUUUACUUUUUUCAACCUUAUCUAAUUGGAUUAUUUAUUUAUUUAAAAUAAUGGUUCGUUAUAAGUUUUUCGUUAGCGUUGAGAUUGGAUUGGAUAGCGUGCGUGAAUAGAUAUUUUUUAAAUAUCAUUGCCCUCGUUUUAUUAUCGAAGAUUCUAUUCGGUCUAGUACAUUCUUGUUAAAGCUGGUUGUUAGGUUAUCCCAGUUUUGUUGAUGUAUAAGAUUACGUUACCACGAGAGAUGAUCAUCGUUACUGCGGACGUGGAUCAUCGUGACUGGCAGGUUCGUUACAGAAUGUCAUGUAUUGCCAGUGCCACCCCAGGCUUUUACCAAUCACCAAGACUUCAUUAUAAAACCUGUCCGAGAAACUGCUUCGACGCACAGCAGACGAAGGUGUUAUACAACCAGGAUUUACCCAAAAAAUUAUUAUUAUAAACAUUGCCCAGUGAUCGCGGCUCUGUAGUGUAUUUCAGUUAGCUUUCUCAAUCCCUUUGGAUUAUUCAACACAUUGUUUGGUGCUAACAUCAGUGUUUUUAAAGGUAUCUUACAAGAAUGGGUCUCUUAUCUGAAGGAAGUCCACUGAGUUGGCCUGAAACCAAAGAGCUAGCAGAUCAUGUUCGAAAACAUGGCAUUACUCAAUUUAUAAAUCUGUACAAUUUACUAAAGGAUAGACAAGGGGAUGUGCUGAAAUGGGGUGAUGAGAUUGAAUACAUGCUUGUAAAGUUUAAUCAUGAAACCAAAAAAGCUCAACUCAGUCUUCGUGGACAAGAUCUCCUGCCCGUUCUUCAAAUAACUGAAAAAGAAACCCCAGAGAAGGCUACCUCCUUGUGGAGGCCUGAGUUUGCUAGUUACAUGAUUGAAGGUACACCUGGCAAACCCUAUGGAGGGCUAUUAGCUCAUUUCAACAUUGUUGAGGCUAAUAUGAAAAAUCGACGCCAAGAGGUCUGUGCUCUGCUGGAAAAAGAUGAACAAAUCUUUUCCAUUACCGCAUUCCCUCGCUUGGGUUGCGAAGGAUUUUGCGUUCCCGAAGCCAAGCCUGACCCUGUGAACAGCGCUUCUCGUUCUUUAUUUUUCCCGGAUGAGGCUAUUUAUUUGGCCCAUCCACGAUUUCGUACACUAACUCGCAACAUCCGUGAACGAAGAGGAGAAAAAGUUGCUAUCAAUGUUCCAAUUUUCAAGGACGUUAACACUCCCAGUCCUUUUACGGAAGAUUUGACUGUAUUGGGAGAUGACGGUGAGAAGGGUAAAUCUGCUUUGCCAGACCAUAUAUACAUGGAUGCAAUGGGUUUUGGAAUGGGCCAGUGUUGUCUGCAGUUGACUUUUCAAGCCUGCAAUAUCAAAGAAGCUCGUACACUUUACGAUCAACUGACACCAAUGUGUCCAAUUAUGUUGGCUCUUACUGCCGCUUCGCCACUUCAGCGUGGCUAUAUCGCCGACACAGAUUGUCGCUGGAAUAUUAUUUCCAGUUCGGUGGACUGCCGCACGAGAGAGGAAAGGGGUCUAGAGCCGCUAAAGACAGACAGAUACCGUAUCUACAAAUCACGAUAUGAUUCAAUCGAUUCGUAUUUGUCUCCUGAAGGAGAAAGAUACAACGACAUACCCCUGGUCAUAGAUCAAGAGGCUUACAAGAGAAUGCGUGACGCUGGAAUCGAUCAUUUACUUGCUCAACACGUUGCCCAUCUCUUCAUUCGUGAUCCCGUUUCCCUCUUCAGUGAAAAAGUGAACCAAAAUGAUGAGGAAGAUUCGGAUCACUUUGAGAAUCUUCAAUCAACCAAUUGGCAAACCAUGCGGUUCAAGCCCCCGCCGCCAAAGAGCACCAUUGGUUGGCGCGUUGAAUUCCGACCCUGUGAAGCACAAAUAACCGACUUCGAGAAUGCUGCAUAUGUUUGCUUCAUUGUCCUGUUAACUCGCGUCAUUGUAACCUACGGGCUAAACUUCCUCAUUCCAAUUAGUAAAGUUGACGAAAACAUGAAAAGAGCCCAGAAGCGCGAUGCCAUUCUCAAUCAAAAAUUCUGGUUCCGCAAGGAUCUAGUGUCGCAGAGCUCGCCUACCGAUGCUGAAUCAACAGCCGACCAAGAACAAAUUUGCGUAGAGAUGACAAUUGGCGAAAUAAUCAAUGGAAAGGGCGAAGAGUUCCAAGGCCUAUUACCCCUCAUUAGCAGCUACCUCUCGACUGUUGAAGUAGAUGCCGAUACCCAUUGCACAAUACAUCAAUACUUGCGGCUUAUCCAAAAACGAGCAAGUGGUGAUUUGAUGACGACAGCUCAUUGGAUUCGUGAAUUCGUCACCAAGCACCCAGACUACAAGGGCGACUCCGUAGUAAGUGAAAGGAUCAACUAUGAUUUGCUGACUAAAAUGGAUAGUAUUCAAAAUGGGACUAUCGAGUGUCCGUCGUUGUUGGACCAUCCCCGCACCAAGACCCAAUCUUCAAUUCCGGAAACCAUUAGGAUGGCGGAAAACUGCCCGUCAACUUGUUAAAAUCAAGACUAUUCAUUUUGAGCCUUGAUUCUUGCCUAACUCAGCCAUACAGUCUUAUAAGUGCUAUUUAGAAGGAUCAAAACUAGCACCAUUUAAACCGAUCGCGAAGGAAUUUAUUGUUUUUGUUUGUUUAUGUGUAAGGGAAGCAUUAAUUUGGUUUUAGGACUCUAGAUCUAUACAGAAAAUCACUUUACGUCCGUUGCAAAGCAAAAGUUACUGUUAUUUUUUUCUGGGAUUAGGAAGAAACUGCUGUCAACAAUUUUUAAUGAAGAAUACAUUGAAAUUAUCAGCUGA
This is a messenger RNA of Daphnia pulex (common water flea), 3377 nucleotides long. RefSeq names its product glutamate--cysteine ligase catalytic subunit-like (gene Gclc). Gene Ontology annotation, biological process: glutathione biosynthetic process. Gene Ontology annotation, molecular function: glutamate-cysteine ligase activity. The coding region runs from base 1158 to 3083 and encodes 641 amino acids. Gene Ontology annotation, cellular component: glutamate-cysteine ligase complex. Lineage: Eukaryota; Metazoa; Arthropoda; Branchiopoda; Diplostraca; Daphniidae. The transcript is spliced from 10 exons. The record is from RefSeq and is a predicted model, not a curated record.